UAUUUUUCUAACCAGUUGAGCUCUUUUACCCCUCUUCAUUCCCUUUAUAUAGCCAUCACAUUCCUUGUAGUUUCUCACGAAAUUUAUGUGCCCAUAUCAUUCUAUCUGAACAAUAUGGCAAUUCCACUCUCUCUUUCAAUACUCCUGCUUAUUCUAGCUCCAAGUUUUAUUUCCUGUUUGCCAGUUCAUGAUCCUGAAUUGGUAGUGGAAGAAGUACACAGGAGCAUCAAUGCCUCUCGGAGAAACUUGGCCUUCCUUUCUUGUGGAACCGGCAACCCCAUAGACGACUGCUGGCGGUGUGACCCCAAUUGGGAGAAGAAUCGGCAAAGAUUAGCCAAUUGUGCAAUUGGGUUCGGUAAGAAUGCUAUCGGUGGCAGGGAUGGUAAGAUAUAUGUAGUGACAGACUCCGGUCAUGAUGACCCAGUGAAUCCCAAGCCAGGCACUCUUAGGCAUGCUGUUAUACAAGAUGAGCCUCUAUGGAUCACUUUCGCUCGUGACAUGGUGAUCAGGCUUAAGGAAGAAUUGAUCAUGAACUCUUUCAAGACAAUCGACGGAAGAGGAGCUAAUGUGCACAUUGCUGGAGGUCCAUGCAUCACUAUACAAUAUGUGACCAACAUUAUCAUUCAUGGUAUAAAUAUUCAUGAUUGCAAGCAAGGAGGGAAUGCCUAUGUGAGGGAUUCUCCUAGCCAUUACGGGUGGAGGACUAUAUCGGACGGCGACGGGGUAUCGAUAUUCGGAGGUAGCCAGGUGUGGGUGGAUCAUUGCUCUUUAUCCAAUUGCAAUGAUGGGUUGAUUGAUGCAAUUCAUGGCUCCACAGCCAUAACAAUCUCCAACAGUUACUUCACUCGUCAUAACAAGGUCAUGCUCUUGGGCCACAGUGAUAGCUAUAAACAAGACAAGAAUAUGCAAGUCACCAUUGCCUUCAACCACUUCGGAGAAGGGCUUGUGCAGAGAAUGCCAAGAUGUAGACAUGGAUAUUUUCACGUGGUAAACAAUGACUAUACACACUGGAAAAUGUAUGCAAUUGGUGGCAGUGCUGCCCCUACAAUUAAUAGCCAAGGCAAUAGAUUUCUUGCUCCCAAUGAUAGAUUUAAAAAAGAGGUAACUAAACAUGAGGCUGCACCACAAAGCCAAUGGAAGCGUUGGAAUUGGAGGUCCGACGGGGAUUUGAUGUUAAAUGGAGCGUUCUUCACACCAUCUGGUGCUGGAGCUUCUUCUAGUUACGCCAGGGCAUCCAGCUUAAGUGCAAGACCAUCUUCCCUGGUGAGCUCCAUCACAGCAGGAGCAGGUGCACUUGUUUGCAAGAAGGGUUCACGCUGCUGAUUAGUGGCUUUGCACAGAAGCCCGUAGAGUGUGUAAGUAAUUAAGGACAAAUAAAGCUCAAGCAAAUUAAAGGAGGAAAAGGAAAUAAGGUCAAUUGUAACUAUUGUAAGGAAUUAGCUAGCUGGCUAGGAUUCGUAUCCAUCUCCUUGUACACUACACCAAUUAGUCUGUGUUUUUUUUUUAUGGAAACAAACAGAGCUGCUUGUUUCCACAAGACCCACCAUCAUGUGAAUCUAAAUGAGAAACUCGACGGUGCAAAAGGAAAACCAGAGCUUCCUCUUCUACUCACACCACACGGGUGGUAUAGAAUAGAAAGUGGAAGAAAAUGUAUGUCCUUGGAGCUCCAUUUAAUGGGACCAUAUUUUUUUGGGAAAUGAAACUGAUCACAACAACAUGUUUGUCUGUUUGGAAAAA
Populus nigra (black poplar) is the source of this 1737-nucleotide messenger RNA. Its product is annotated as probable pectate lyase 5. The transcript has 4 exons. Gene Ontology annotation, molecular function: pectate lyase activity. Bases 115 to 1323 code for a protein of 402 amino acids. The record is from RefSeq and is a predicted model, not a curated record. NCBI's taxonomy places the organism in Eukaryota, Viridiplantae, Streptophyta, Magnoliopsida, Malpighiales, Salicaceae.